UUUGUUUAACAUGUUUAAAAAACAAAAACACAUGUCUGGCUUGCAAAUAUGUGUAGUUGGUUUAUCUAGACCUCGUUUCAGUUUUGCACAGGCACUCAGUUAUAUUACUCAGGUUCUGUCAGGUUUUAUGGGUUGGUUGUUCUUGAUGCAUUGUGUCAGUUACCGUCCUCAUUUCUGAAUUGCUGAGACACAGGGAACUGCUCUGAAUGCUGAGCCUGAAAUUCUUGUGCUGUCUUUUUCUGAUCCUGAUACUGUAAUUAUUCCAGUCAAAGGGCACCUGCUGUUUUAACAAUCACUGUGACUUAACACUGUGAAGUGACUCAAAGGUGAAAGGAGUACAUUCUCAUCUUGUAAUUGACCUACAAGCAAGUUGAAGAAUUAAAAAACGGAUGCCUCUAUUUUACAUAUUGGUUAUGUGUGGUUUUAUAGGGCAAUUACAUGAUAUGCUGAUUAAAGUAAUGCACAUAAUUAUUUGCUGAAAAGGCCCUCAAAUAACUAAUUCAAUAUAUGAUUCAAUAUUUAUAUUCUAUUAUGUAUUAUAAAAAUAAUAAUUCAGGUAGUUAAAAUGCAUGACAUAAUUGUGGCAGACAUUGAUAAAACAAUACAAAAAGUGGCUUUAGAAGGCAAUAUAUUGUUCAAUAAAAUGGAAAUAAACAUAAGCUUAUCAUUGGCCUAAAGGCCACAGCAAUCCAUUUCGCAACUGAAUUCGUCAAUUUGUCCGAGAUAGAUUUAUUACAAGGUUUUGUCUAAGGAUGGGUCAAUGUACAUCUGCAUCAGCCGGAUGCUUUUGGAGCAUUUCACUUUGGUUGCAUAAUGUCAGUCGCUGUGUGAAGUUAAACGCAGUUUAAAACUUAAACGCGUCUCGAGAUCCCAGCAUUUGGAAAUGUGCUCGAUCUAACUGUUUGAAUGCAAGAACAUGUUCCCAUCUUGUGCUGUUGCAAGUGUUAAAUGAGCCUGAGUUUGGUUUGUUCACUGUACAGCUGGAGUUUCGCUUACUGCCCCCUGGCGAAAAAAGGUGCCGUUUAUAGCUUGAAUUGCUCUGAUAGUAGGAAUAUUACAUUACGGUCCAGGGACAUAAUUUAUUGCCUUAAUUUAACACACUAUUUUUUUUUAAUGCAAGUAAUCGCAAUUAAUUAUGCAUUAAAUUGACAGCCCUAGUGGAUUUAUAAACUAGUUGCAUCAGUUAUGUGGUUACAAUAUUGCUGUCUUCUCACUUAUCUGGGAGUGUUUGUUGACCAGUGCGUAGAGGAUACCUGGUGUUGCUUCCCCUGAUGUUUCUCACACAUGCAAGGAGGAAAAGGUGCAUAGUAGUUGCAUCCCUCUCGGAGGCUGAACACUGUGGCUGGAAUGCUGUGGUUGCAUUUCUGUCUCUUGACCUCUUAUUCAACACACACUGCUCUCACCCAAGAGGCUUGAACUUUGUCCAUGGAUGCAAACACAUUGGCACCUGCAAGUCUUCUGCUCCUAGAGACGAGUGUGGGAGCCAUAAGCCUCUUUUCCACCAUUGAGCCGAACUGUUCUUCUUGCAAAUCCAUUCUAUUCUGUGCCGAUCCGGGCCAGCCGGUACGGUUACUGAUUUAUUUAUUUUCAAUGUGGUUCUGAAAACAGACUUCAAAUGUACACAAGAAAUACGUCAGUCAUUACCUUGGUAACGCAAGUGUUUAAGGACCACGUGAGGAGUGUUUUUACUUUGCCCAAAUAAUGCGCUUGGCCAGCUACAGAUUAAAAAAUAAAAAUAAAAAGAGUAACCUUGGCAGCUGACAAGUAACCAAUUGUGAGUCGCGACGUCACUACAGGUAUUCCAUCAGUUGUUUAACCAUGCUGAGAAUUCUGGGCCGAGAAUGGUUUCUAAUCGCGGCAUGCCGAAUCGUGCCCAGGUGGAAAAGCUGCUGUAACCAUUCCUCACAGUGCUCCAAACCGUUCGGCCCUAUGAUGGAAAAGAGACUAUUGUUCUCACAUUUUUUCCCCUCCUCUUUGCAAGCACACAAGCUGCAAUGCCCAGCAGUUAAAAAUAGAGGAAGGAAAUGCUAGAGUUGGGUGGAUGUCUCACACAAAACAAUGGAUAGUUAAACCAGUGAAGGCUUGCCUGUCAUAACUGUUUUGUGAAAGUCAUGUUGAAACCUGACUCCUGCAGAAUUUAGCUUGUUAGGAAUGUGGCGGGUUACUCUGAGGAAAUGCAGUGCCAAAUAUUUUCUGCACAAAAUUAUUGACCAUGGUUCUGCAUAAGGUAAAUUUAGGCAAAACCUCAUUACACAGGACCAAGUCUUAUGGAGGGUGUGGUAAUUUCCCUCUGGUGUUGUUUGUAGUAGACUGUGGGGGAACAAAAGUCUUGAUCCAGGCAGCUUUGCUAACAACUUUUGUUUGGGCUGGAACCGAACACGUAUUGUGGUAAUGGAGUGUAAAGCUUUAGCUUAUCCAAGGCAUGUGACCACUUGAGCAGAGACUUGCCAUUUGAAGUGGUUUAUUAAGAGAGUGAUGCUGAAUGAUUUGCUCAUUGCUCCAUUGGCCAGCCAAGUGGCUCCAGCUUGGCCUUGAGUGAGGGGCUUUUUGUUAAUGUUAUGGCAGGACACAGCUGCCUCUGUUUGCAUCUGUCUUUGUCUUUGUUUUGCUUUUACCAGCAGUAAACAGUUGAGUGAUCUCUUAAGAAAAGAGGCCUGGGCCAAGAGUAGUUGUAGCCAUUAGGUUAUGAAAACAUUUGUUUGAUUUUGCCCUGUUUUUUCCACUUGUCAUUUUUGUGGAAAAUUACGGUUAGGCAUAAGCUGAACUUUGGAACAUGGCUUUCUUUAUACCUUGUUUGUCAUACUAUAGAUGACAUUCUUUGAUGUAUCUUUGUAACUUCUGAACUUGGGCAGUUUAGAUGGUAUGUAAUUGUUGUAAAUCAUCUAGCGUGUUCCUGUUAAUCUGUAUGUUUGAUAGAUGUGACAGAGCAGCCCAAAUGAAUAUAGUGUCCAUAUAUGGAGGUUACGCUGGGUGGAAAUCAAGACUAUCAUUCAUCACUUCUAUGAUAUGACUUAUAGGCUAGUAGGUACUCAUUACAACUGGAUGUAUUUAUUGCUUUAGACAACAACACAUGUUCUCUGUGUAGGAAGAUAUUUUAUUCCUGAUGAUCAUAAAUUUAUGAACACAUGACCUCUGUUCUUUUAAUGCAAUAAUGAGUUUAAUCAUGACAAUGUUUUGAUGUGAAUCAUUAGUUGGGUGUCUUGUUAAAGCUAAUGCUGCUGAUUUGUUUUUGUUUCCAUUCAUCCGUAUAGAGUUGAAUGAAUCUUACAAAACUUGUCAAGGAAAUAUCCUGGUCCUAUUUCAUUCAAAAGUGAAAAAUGUUAUUAUGUUAAUAAAUUAUAUUUUGCAUAGAGAAAAUUAAGCUAUUUUUAAGACCAUUUAAGAAACAUUGUGACAUUCUCAUGAAGGCUUCACACAUUUUAGAUUAGAGGUCAACCGAUAUAUCUGUUUUGCCGAUUAAUCGGCACCGAUAACAGAUUUCUGGAACUAUCAGUUACUGGCAAAAAUCCACCCCGAUAGUUUUUCCCUGGUGCUGGAGUGGCUAAGAAGGGUCCGCUGUCGUUAUACAGUAUGAGAGCGGCCUCUAGAGGCAAAAUAAAAAUCACUUCACUGAUGCCUUGUGGUGUUUGUUUUGACACGUGAGACUACAUUGCAUGGAGUGGAACACUUCAGAUGCGGAUAUAAAACAUCAACGAAAAGAGGGGAUCCGACGAACUCUUUUCCUCCUGCAUAUCUAACGGACCUUAUAUAAUGAGCUCGGGAGCAGCAAAUGGUAAUGACAGUAAGAAGUUCAAAGGAGACAUCAGGAGCCCAGGCAUUCCGUCACGAGUCAUUCAUGUACGCAAGCUUCCCAAUGACAUUAAUGAAGCAGAAGUCAUUUCUUUGGGGCUUCCCUUUGGCAAAGUGACCAACCUUCUGAUGCUGAAAGGAAAGAAUCAGGCAUUUCUGGAGAUGAACACUGAGGAGUCAGCACAAACCAUGGUCAGCUACUACUCCUCUGUCACCCCUGUCAUUCGGAACCACCCAAUCUUCAUGCAGUAUUCCAAUCACAAGGAGCUGAAGACUGACAAUUCACCCAACCAAGUUAGAGCGCAGGCAGCACUGCAGGCGGUGAAUGCUGUUCAGACAGGAGGCUUGUCUUUGAGCAGUGUUGAUGGAGCCAGCAUGGGGAGCCAGAGCCCUGUACUAAGAGUUAUUGUUGAAAACCUUUUCUAUCCAGUUACUCUUGAUGUCCUCCAUCAGAUCUUUUCCAAGUUUGGCACAGUUUUAAAGAUCAUAACCUUUACCAAAAACAACCAGUUCCAAGCUCUGGUCCAGUACGCAGAUGGAAUGACUGCUCAGCAUGCAAAGCUGUCUUUAGAUGGACAGAACAUCUACAAUGCGUGCUGUACCCUUCGCAUCAGCUUCUCAAAGCUCACCAGCUUGAAUGUUAAGUACAACAAUGAUAAGAGCAGAGACUACACUCGCCCUGACCUACCUACAGGAGACAGUCAGCCCUCCCUCGACCAACAGACGAUGGCUGCUGCUGCCUUGACUGCUCCUGGUAUAAUAUCUGCAUCGCCAUAUGCUGGAGCGCAUGGUUUUACACCAACAUUUACCAUUCACCAGGCAGCAGGUCUGUCUCUGCCUGGUAUGCCUCCUGGGGCUCUUGCAUCGCUCGGGGUCCCUGGCGCUGCGGCUGCUGCUGCUGGACGGUUGAGUCUCUCGGGUCUCACUGCUGGAGGGCACAGUGUCUUGCUGGUCAGCAACCUUAACCCUGAGAACGUUACGCCCCAAUGCCUCUUUAUUCUUUUCGGUGUGUAUGGUGACGUCAUGAGAGUGAAGAUUUUGUUCAACAAGAAAGAGAAUGCUUUGGUGCAGAUGUCUGAUGGAACCCAAGCCCAACUAGCUAUGAGCCACUUGAGUGGGCAGAAGCUGUAUGGUAAGGGUUUGCGGGUGACUCUAUCCAAACACACCAUGGUGCAGCUGCCACGUGAAGGCCAAGAGGAUCAGGGGCUCACCAAGGACUAUAGUAACUCUCCUCUUCACCGCUUCAAAAAGCCAGGUUCCAAGAACUACUCCAACAUCUUCCCUCCUUCCUCCACCCUCCACCUCUCCAACAUCCCACCUUCUGUCACUGAGGAGGAUCUCAGAGGCCUGUUUCUAAGUGCAGGAGCUGUGGUGAAGGCCUUCAAGUUUUUCCAGAAAGACCGUAAAAUGGCUCUCAUCCAGUUGGGCUCUGUGGAGGAAGCAAUCGAGUCGCUGAUCAAAUUUCACAAUCACAACCUGGGAGAGAACCAUCACCUCAGAGUGUCCUUCUCCAAGUCCACCAUCUGAUGGAGUGGUGUGGUCAGAAGCCAAUAUGUUUUAGAGAAGGAGAGAGGACCGUCACUUUAGACCAAACUUUAAGCCUUCCACAAUUUGUUUUAUAUCACUGUGGAUAUGUUUUCCACAACACACACUUCAUCAUUCCUUUAUUAUAAUUAUAUUCUCUUAUGUAUAUUUAUUUGUAUUUCCACUUUGUACCAGUAGACCAUAGGGAUACUUUAACGCAAUGUGUUGUUUGGGUUUAAUAGUACCUUUCUCAAACGGUUUGUCACAUAGACCUGAUUUCAGUGGCACACAUCGAUUUGGGAUCAUAGAUGCUGCGUAAUUUACACUUGUGCCUAUGCGGAAACCCGCACACCUUCAGGGUUGCACACACAAAGCCUUUCUUCAUUUGUUGAAACUAUCAUAAACCUUCCCAAGCCAACUCCCCUUUGUGUCUUUCAGAAAAAACAACAACUGUGCCUUACAUAGUGCUUAAGCAUAUAUCUUCACAGUGGCCUUGGUAAUAUCUAGGUGGUGUUUGCUCCAAUGCAGGAGCCAGUAACUUCAAAAUUGAAAAAUGUUCCCAAAUGGUCUGUUUAAAUUGACCAACAGGAGCCCAGUAAAAUGCACAAAUGUAAAUGGCAGCAAUUAGCAGUUCAGUUCUUUACAAGCUUUGGUUUUUUGCCUGAUUAUCACAUCUUAUUUGGGUUUUGCAUAUAGUUAAUCUAUACAUGUUGUUCUACUCCUUAUACCAUAUGUAUAAAAAAAAAAAAAAAUCUGUAUAACUAUAGUUUCCUUCCAUGUUAAAUAUUUUUUUUAAAGAAUCAUACAUUAUAUUUCUACACUAUCACAUCUGUUUGGGCAUUGGCCCACCACACUCUCUGUGCCUAGACUGCUACAUUGUCCUUUUAUUUGCAGAUAUGCAUUUUAAUUUCCUCACCUUUCCCUAUUGCCCUGCUUGUUACGGGUUUUGUCCAUUUAACGUGAAACCAAUCUGGUGUUCACAGUCUUUGAUUUUGCAUAAUUUUUGGUCAACUUAAUUGAGUUGAUUUAGAACUCAGAGCUCAAGUUUCUGUUGCCAUUCUCACCCUCAGUUGCCACGUCAAACAAUUAAAAAUUAGCAUGACUGAGUCUUAAGCUCCUGUGUAUUAACCGAGACUCCUGUGACAAGACUUUGGACUGUGUUUUGGCACGUCUUUGUGUAAGGUGUUGGGAAAAUCAUUAAGGCAAUGUUUUUAUAUAUAUAUAUAUAUAUAUAUAUAUAUAUGAUAUAAUAUUAUUUAUAUAUAUAUAUAUAUAUAUAUAUAUAUAUAUAAUAUAAAUGAUAUAUUAUAUAUAUAUAUAAUAUAUAUAAAAAAAAUUUUUAUGCAUUUAGUUUCAUCUUGUUUGUGGUGUGAAGAGUCUUGAUUCUCAGACGUUCCCUUGAACCUUUUAGCUUGUUCUUGUGUGUAGAAAAAAUGCUCUUGUUUGUUUGAGCCUUUGCAAUUUAGCAGAAUACUGGCAUUCCUGACAGGAGUUGAGUUUGUGUUUGAAUGGCUGUUAUUUUGCAUGAUGGACCAAAGCAUCUUCCCUGUUCUGCCAGCCAGUUUUGGCUUUUUCUUAUUGAAGUUGAUCUUACUGUGCAGCAAUAUUGUUUUCUUUAUCAGGAGCCUUGGUUUAGUUGGCAGGAGUCAAAGUUUAAAGGACCUUUGUCCAUGUUGCCUUAUUUGUUUUGCUUUUUUGUUAUUAACACCUUAAGAAAACAAUAUUACAAGCAAAAUAUAAAAUGUUGUAGGCUUUUUUUUUUUUUUUUUUG
Molecule: messenger RNA, 7084 nt
Organism: Myxocyprinus asiaticus (Chinese sucker)
Lineage: Eukaryota; Metazoa; Chordata; Actinopteri; Cypriniformes; Catostomidae
Product: polypyrimidine tract-binding protein 1-like
Exons: 14
Coding region: 3751-5316 (521 amino acids)
Biological process (GO): regulation of cell differentiation; mRNA processing; regulation of RNA splicing
Cellular component (GO): nucleus
Molecular function (GO): mRNA binding
Source: RefSeq, a predicted model, not a curated record